UAGCCUCAUUUCAUAAGGGUAGUCCUAUGGCAAGUACAAGAGGUUUUGGACUUUAAGGCAUAGUGACUGCGCUUGUUAAGUAACGGCAGGGCCACUCCAAAUAUUCAAACCUAGUUUUUCGGCAUACACUCUAGCCUACAUUGGAGAGUUUUACUGUAAAUGACCUACACCGGGAGGGACUUUUUAGCUGAAUGCGGCCUAUGUGGAAUGCGUGGCGCUCCGCCAUGUCAAUUUCUACAAAUACGUGGGAAUUGUAACACAGAGGUUCUAGUCCAGAAGAUGACCUGGCUGUGUCUAGGGAAGACCAGGCAAAGUUUCUAUGAUGGCAGCGCAACAUUAUAGGGAGAUGUUUGUAAUAUAGUCCCAAAACUAAAUCACAGAGUAAAAGUCCGCGUAAUAUCGCGCUAAUUGCCCUUUGAUAAUACUUGUCCAAGUGGUUUGGGAUGUCUUUAAAAAUAUAUAUUUAUCAUCAGGCAGGUUCACUCUAUUCGUGGUCAGAGUAAAGAGAUAUUAAUAACAUUACAAUCAGUAGUUAUCUUACUGCUCGGGUGAAAUUAGUAUGAUUAGUUGAGAAUCAAGCAUGUAAUUUGAGGACUAGGCCUACAUGAUGAUUCAGCCGAUUGAGGAUUGGUGACGAUACCUAAUGAUUUAACUAUCACUAUUUUGCCAAUUAUAAUAUAUGUAGGUUGUGAAUGUGACUUAUGUCCGAGUGAUUAUUAUUAUUGUAUUUAUUUUUCAGUUUGAACUCCAAUCGAUGCACAUUGAUUGUGAUGUGGGGCGACCACAGACCUGCAAUGACCUACCAGCCAGGACGUCGUAAGAACCAUUGACAAAACAGACUGCAACCACGGUCAAAUUAUCAAACUUAAUUAUCAAAAUAGCUAGUACAGAGGCUGGUAUUAUCUAGUCCAGGCAACCAUUGUAAAUAAACAACAUGAAAAAUGAUCAAUAAAUCCCAAGCCAAUAAAACACAAGCCAUUUAAAUCGCCCGCUAUUAUUUUCCAUUUUCCAUUUGCCCUCUGCACCCAUAAUAAACCCUCCCAGUCUGUUCGGACGCAGUCUGUGAAUUCUGCCAAUCACUUCCUAUAACUAAGCAAGGUCAUGAAUAUGCAUAAAGCUUUGAUGCCUAUGGUACCUCUGGCGGUUCAGUUGGUAGAAACGGAUUCAGUUGGGUGACUUUUUUUGUCGGGGUCCGUCAACCCAACUCAUCCAAGAAAAAGGAAAACAUUUUGACCCGUUCUUGCUGUCCUGGGAGAGGGAAGAGCAGGAGAGACCAUGGCUCAGGGGCAACUUUUUUGGGUACUUUUGGUGCAGAUUGUCCUUAUUUGCUCCACACAAAGGGCCUCGGGCCCCGUCGGCCCUCCAGGACCCGCAGGUGUCCCAGGAAUUGAUGGUGUCGCUGGUGAGAGGGGAGACGACGGAGAGGAUGGCCCUGCUGGUCCUGAUGGAGAUGCAGGUAAACUAGGCUCAGCCGGGUUGCCAGGUGUGCCCGGGGAUGAUGGUUUGACUGGUCCUACUGGAGACGAAGGUCCCGAUGGUCCCCUUGGACAGAAAGGUGAACCUGGGAAACCAGGACCUCGUGGACUAGCUGGCGUUGGAGACGAUGGACCCCCUGGACCCCCGGGGCCAGGAGGACUUCCAGGUGAUUUGGGCAAAGGUGGACCCCCUGGUGCUAUGGGAGUGAGAGGACCAACAGGACCUGGUGGAUCAGUAGGGCCGAGAGGUGCAGCAGGGAUGCAGGAUUUGAGUGCCGAGCUGUGCCCUGGUGCCUGUCCACCUGGGACACCUGGUCAUCCCGGCCUCCCUGGCAUGAAGGGUCACAAAGGAGUAAAAGGGGAAGGAGGAGAGCCUGGGAAACAAGGGCACAAGGGUGAAGAGGGUGACCAGGGAACCACAGGGGACCUCGGAUCCCAGGGCCCAACGGGUCCUCAGGGAAUCAGAGGCUCCACUGGAAUGAUGGGGCCCAAAGGUGGACUGGGAGCACGAGGACAUGAUGGAGAUCCAGGUCCCCAGGGUGUUGAAGGAGCCACUGGUGACCAAGGCCAGAGGGGUGUGAUGGGCGAGUCUGGUCCUAAAGGUGAUGAGGGAUCUCAAGGUGGAAGAGGAAUCACAGGUCUUCCUGGGCCCAAGGGAAAGGGUGGUUUGUCAGGAGUGGAUGGCCGUGAAGGUAUUCCUGGAUUGCCAGGUGGAAAGGGCACCAUUGGCAAGGCUGGGUCUCCAGGGGAGGUGGGGCUUCAGGGACUUCCUGGAUUACCUGGUUCUCCUGGCUCUAAAGGAACUGGUGGAGAGAAGGGUAGCUCUGGAGAGGCAGGUCUUCUUGGAACAAUAGGAUCUGCUGGUAAAACAGGAGAGCAAGGCAAAGCAGGAGGUCUAGGACCCAUUGGACCCAUUGGUGGACCGGGAGACAGCGGAGUACAAGGACCAGCCGGUCCACCAGGCAAACCAGGGGCCAGGGGACCUAAAGGAGAUCUUGGUCUUCCUGGUGUUCCCGGACCCCCAGGCCUCCCCGGAGUGAAGGGAGAGAGGGGAGAAGCUGGAGAAGGAGGACCUAAAGGAGAGCAGGGGGGACAAGGUUCUGAGGGAACUUCUGGAGACAAAGGAGAUGUUGGUGACCAAGGGGAAGCUGGACCCAAAGGAGUGGUUGGAAACCCAGGAGAGCCUGGUAACAGAGGGCCAGAGGGUAGCAGAGGGCAGCCUGGCAUCGAGGGCCCAGCUGGUACUUCUGGACCACGUGGCAUGCAGGGCAACAGGGGCGCACCAGGAAUCAGGGGGUCACAGGGACCGGCGGGUAAAGAACCAAGCGAUCAACACAUCAGACAAGUCUGCAUGAGAGUUAUGCAAGAGCAGCUAGCCCAGUUGGCUGCCAGUCUAAGGAGGCCGGAGUCUGGAGCAGCGGGCCUGCCUGGUAAGCCAGGGCCUCCUGGUCCUGCCGGACCCCCAGGGGACAGUGGCUUCCCUGGGCAGGCUGGAGCAAGAGGACUGCCUGGCCUCAAAGGACCUCCAGGACUCCUAGGACUCAAAGGACCCAAAGGUGAAUUGGGCGACAGAGGAGACCGAGGUCCCACGGUGCGAGGGGCCAAGGGCCAGCCAGGACCUCCCGGUCUACCAGGUGAGCCCGGAAAGCCUGGUUACGGCCAGGAGGGACGUGACGGCGAGAGAGGACCUCCAGGUGUUCCUGGCCAGGCUGGUGUACCUGGGCCUCCUGGUAAUGCUGGCCCCAACGGCUACUGCGACCCAUCGUCCUGCAACCUCAGACCGGGGGACAUUGACACCAGCAUCAAGGGCCCGGAGGGAACUAGAAACUAGAGCCACCACCCAGUGGAGGCUGGUGUCACUUUAAAUCUGAGGACUGGAUCUAAUGGCUGUAAUGGAAUGAAUGGAAAAGUUUCAAACACCUUGGAUUCUGUUCCAUUUAUUCCAUUAGAGCCAUCACUAUGACCCAUCCCCCCUUCACCAGCUUCCACUGCCCAACACCCAGAGAGGGGUAGAGACAGAGACAGAGACUAAGAUGGCAUAUGGUCGGACAUCUCCCACCCCAACCCUGGGAGCACACAACAUCCUCACAGCCUCUACUCUGAAAGGCUGUUGCUGUUGAGUCCAUUCUAACGUAUCUGCAGUGUUUUGUGAGAGUGUUCUGUGCUAGCCAGAUCUCUAUCGGAUAUGAAGGAGUCUUCCACUUCCACAAAUGCGAAACAAAACUAAUUAUUUUGUUGCAAAACAAUAAUAAUCCUGAACCUGUUUGGACGUGUAACAGUUUUUUACAUGACAGAUUUUCUUUUUCUUUUGUUGUUUUCAGAAAUGGGUGCUCUAUUUUAAGAUAUUAAUGUUUUGAAGACUAUAUUUGUUUUUAUUCCACCGUCCCUGUAAACCUAAAUGUCCUUAAUAACCACCAGACAAAUCACCUGCCCUUAAUAACCACCAGACAAAUCACCUGUCCUUAAUAACCACCAGACAAUUCACCUGUCCUUAAUAACCACCAGAAAAAAACAUAUUUCCUUAAUAACCACCAGACAAACCACCUGUCCUUAAUAACUACCAAACAAACCACCUGUCCUUAAUAACUACCAAACGAACUACCUGUCCUUAAUAACCACCAGAAAAAAUAUACCUGUCCUUAUUAACCACCAGACAUUUACCUGUCCUUAUUAACCACCAGACAUGCACCUGUCCUUAUUAACCACCAGACAUGCACCUGUCCUUAUUAACCAUCUGGCUGUAUUUGUAUGUUCCCUUUCCUCCUUUCCUCUCACUGAAACAGCUGUAUACUGUAGCCAACAUGUUGAUUUCAGCAGCGGCUGCAUCCACAUCAAAUCACGCUAAUUCCUCCCCAAUAAAGUAAAACCAUAAAGCAAUACCAGGAUUGCCUUUAGCCCAAAGUGUAUUUGUUUUGUAUAUGUAAUGUACUGCAUCAUGUUCUAUAUUGAAGUAUCAUAUACCAAAGAUAGACCUGGUGAAAAACAGUGAUAUCAGUUUGUAGAGAAAGUACCUGGGGUAUUUCCAGCCCCCUGCUUUCCUUCCAGAAACAUAAAUAAAGAGAUAGAAGAUAGGACUGACACCAAGCCACACUGACUGACGGACCUUCCAUAUGCGCUGUACAUCUCUGUAAAUUAUUUUCAAUUGUGGUUCCUUAUAUUUCCUACAAAAAAUAACUAUCCUAAUGAUUGAAUGUGAGGUUUGUUCUCAUUGUACAGUGUGAGGAGGAUUCUGAGAGAUGAUUCUUUUGAAAAUAAAUGUAAUAUUCCCUU
Messenger RNA from Oncorhynchus keta (chum salmon), 4745 nucleotides. RefSeq names its product collagen, type IX, alpha 1b (gene col9a1b). NCBI's taxonomy places the organism in Eukaryota, Metazoa, Chordata, Actinopteri, Salmoniformes, Salmonidae. The transcript has 32 exons. The coding region runs from base 1276 to 3306 and encodes 676 amino acids. The record is from RefSeq and is a predicted model, not a curated record.